AUGCAUCGUCUUUUUGCUGAGCUGGAGCCAUCUUUAAUCGUCACAGAGCAAAACCUGGCAGACCGAGUUCGGUAUAUCUUGCGCUCAAAUAUAUUUGAUGUCGCCGAACUCGAACGGCUACGACGUGAGGCUGUUCCCUCGUCGGAUGAGAAUGCUACGGCUGAGGAUGCGGCGCCACAAAUGGUAGAGCAACCCGCAAACGUGGAUGCCGCCGUGAAUACCCCAGUUGUGGUUGAUUCAAACGAUGAUGGAACAGUCGCCCAGGAACUGGAAUUAGAGCAUAUGAGGAGUAUAUUGGAAGAGGCGAUUGUGGAAACGCGCAGUACGCCUCUCGAAAAUCGACCGCGACUUCCCCGCAUAGCCCUAAGCAAGCGGAAUCGGGCUGUCGUGAGGGCUCUGAACCCAAUGCUGGUUACCUAUUUGGAAGCCAGCCGGGACCUUUGCGAGACGGACUCAAUUCUUUUUGGCGCCGCGCUGGCAGUCUGCCGUAUCAUAGGCGCCAAGGUUUCCACGGCUGGACGCGCUACUGGCCAUAGUAGCGCUAUCCCAGCAUGGAGAAGAAGAAUUGAGGAACGUAUCGCAAAGGCUAGAGCUCUCAUCGGCAGACUGAUAUGCUUCAGAUCAGGCAACAACAGGCCAAGAAUUGUGCGCACCGUCAGGAUGGCGUUUGCUGGGACAAAUGUCAGUUUGUCCCAGCCGGAUAUAACGCAAAAACUGACGGAGCGCAUAGAUGAUCUGAAGCAGAGAAUCGCUGCUUGGGGAAAGCGGAUUCGGCGAUAUACCGAGAGGUCGACACGGUUCAACCAGAAUCGUCUCUUCCAGAGUGAUCAGAAGAGGCUCUAUGAAUCGGGUCCAGCACCGAAUCAGGCCGACACUGUAGCAUUCUGGCGCGGCCUGUGGUCAGAGCCCGUAAACCACAGCGAGGGCCCUUGGACGGAAGUUGUGGCGAGUCAGUGUGCGGGUAUUACGCCCAUGGACCCCGUCAUCAUAACGCCGGAUGACGUAGCUGAGGCGGUCCGUAGGGCCCCGAACUGGAAAAGUCCGGGGCUUGACGGGCUGCAUCACUACUGGCUGAAGGGGUUCAUGGUGUGUCACUCUGUGCUCGCCCGACAGUUUCAAGAGGCUCUCAACCAGAAGUCGCUCCCAAGCCUCUUCACUACUGGGAUCACUCAUUUAGUUCCUAAAGACCAGGAAGACAAAAGCCAACGGAGAAAAGAUAUUCGCGACCAUGGAAUUGAAGAAGCUUCAGAAGAAAUUUAUGGAUCGUCGCAAGAUGAAUCAUCUGAGAUUCUUCACCAAUAUCUUAAUUACACAUUUGAUUAG
Messenger RNA from Parnassius apollo (apollo), 1323 nucleotides. The record is from the annotation of a GenBank genome assembly. NCBI's taxonomy places the organism in Eukaryota, Metazoa, Arthropoda, Insecta, Lepidoptera, Papilionidae.